AUCGUGGACGGAAUAACGCAAUCCGGUGGAAGAUCAGUGGUAUCUGGAAAGGAGUGCGGUGUGGGGAAACUGUGAACGUGAGAAAUUGGCACACACUGCCAGCGGUGCGAAGAAACUAUGUACAACACAUCCAGAAUUUCCAGCACAAUAUCCAAAUAAACAAGUCACGCAAGUGCCGCAAUAUCACACUAAUUGCGGGCAGAACAGAUUUCGAGUAUCCGCACAGAUUGGCCAGGGAUUAAUUAUUGGCGUGCCAUGAGUUAUUGACGAUCACCGAACAUCUCCGCGGGUAGGCAAUCGACCGGAGGAACCGGGGGCGGAGGAACCGAUCGCCAGCCGGAGCCAGCCGAUCAGACUCGGACGCACCACAAAGUUUAUUAUUGCUUGGGCCUCAUUGAGUGUAAACAAAUAGCCGCAGACAGAAGUGGCGUCGUGAAGAUGGAGAACGUGCGCUUUUCGAUUAUUGAGAACGACCUGAAGUGGAACUCGGAAAGUGACCAGGCGGCGGACGUGGACCUGCUUCUGGAUAGGCGGAGCAUCUCUAGCGAGGCCAACAGUGCUGGUGUCUUCAGCGACGAGGCGCACGAGAUCUUCGCGCGCCAACAGCAGAAUCAAGUCCUCUGGGAUUUCGAGGAGAUUGAGGAAACUCUGACCGCGGCUCCGGGCGGCCAGCAAGUCCUGGAAAUGGUACGAUCUGGCUGCUUUCUGGAGCUAAUCACCGACUCUGCCGAUUGCAACCUGGCCCUGAUAUGCUGCUCGGCUUUUGGGAGUAUGGAAAAUAUAAGUUUUCUGCUAAAGCACUAUAAUGUGGACCCCAACGUGGCGGAUAGCCGGGGACGAACACCACUGCACUUUGCCUGUUGCCGCGCCAACGCCCUUAUAGCCAAAGUUUUGCUCGACUACGGCGCCGACCCGAAUCGCUGGGAUGCCAAAAAGGAGGUGACGUCGCUCCACUGCGCGGCCAGCUCCAAGAGUGUGGAGUGCAUCCUCCUGCUUCUGCGGCGAAAGGCAAACAUUAACAUCGGCAUUGAGAAGCGUUCCGCCCUGCAUUACGCCAUCGACGUCAACGCGGUGGACUGCGUUGAGAUCCUGCUAAAGUACGGAGCCGACCCGAAUACCCCGCAGGUCUACACGGAGACGCCACUCCACACCGCAAGCUCAGCGGGAUUUGCCAAAUGUGUCCAGCUGCUCCUUAGCCACAACGCCGACGUGCGAUCUCAGUUCGGCGAGGGAAAGGUCACGGCUUUACACUUGGCUGCAGAGAACGACUACGUGGAAUGUGCUCGUCUGCUCCUGGAACAUGGGGCUGAGGUGGAUUGCCGGAACGCCAGUCACCAGACGCCCUUGCACCUGGCCUGCCUUUCGCAGUCGAUCGGAACCGUGGACCUCCUCAUAUCGUAUGGAGCCGAUGUGAACGCCGUCUAUCGUGACGGCAGAACGGCACUGCAUGCGGCCAUCGUAAAGCAGUCGAGAUGCCUGGACUGCUGCAAUGCCCUGCUGAAGGCGGGAGCGGAUGUAAACAAGGCAGAUAACUAUGGGUAUACUCCGCUUCACAUUGCAGCCCUUAAUGAAUUUAGCAGCUGUGUGUACACGUUCAUAGAACAUGGGGCAGAUAUCACCGCCAGGACCGAUGGACGUGUCUCAGCCCUAUCAUUUAUAGUUCGACGGACACCAGAGAUAAUACCCAAGCUUAUGCAAAAGCUGGACAGUUCGAUAAAGGCAAACGACCAGGAAAUCGGCGACGUUGACUGUCAGAUAAAGCUAGACUUUAAGCUCCUGGUACCCAGUUCAUCAAUGGAGCGUGGCGAAACGGAGCUGCUACUCUCCCUUAUAGAAGUGGGACAGAAGCGCAUCCUCAUGCAUCCGCUUUGCGAGACUUUCCUCUUUCUGAAGUGGCGCCGCAUCCGUAAGUUCUUUCUCAUGAGCCUGGCUUACCACACGCUCUUUGUGCUACUCUUCACUUUAUACGUGAUACGGGUAUACGUCCGAUGCUGUAAGGAGGGGGAGUUGUGCAUGACUCCGGGCUACGUUUGCACCAUUGGAUACCUGGUUAUUAUUCUAAACCUCAUUCUGCUGGGCAAGGAGGUGUUCCAAAUGGCCCACGGCCUGCGCGGCUAUGCAAAGUACUGGGAGAACUGGCUGCAAUGGACCAUCGUCUGCGGAGUGCUGUUAUGUGUGUCCCCAGAGACUGUCCGGACUAACGAUUUGACAGCGGUACCGGUUUGGCAGCAUCACGUGGCAGCUGUAGUGAUUUUGCUGGUCUGGCUGGAGCUCAUGAUGUUGGUGGGGCGAUUCCCCAUAUUUGGAGUAUACGUUCAAAUGUUCACAAAAGUUGCCGUGAACUUCGCGAAGUUCUUGCUGGCCUACAUAUGCCUAUUGGUGGCUUUUGGUCUCAGCUUUGCCGUGCUGUUCAACGAUUAUCCCGCAUUUGAGAACAUUACGUGGACUUUCUUAAAGUCCAUCACCAUGAUGUCCGGCGAGCUGGAAUUUGAGGACAUAUUUUAUGGAGACUACGCCGUCAAGUUUCCGGUCACCGCUCACAUCAUAUUUCUGUCCUUCGUGCUGCUCGUUACAGUGAUCCUAACUAAUCUGAUGGUCGGAUUGGCCGUCAGCGACAUCCAAGGCCUGCAAGUAAGCGCCACCCUAGAUCGACUGGUUCGCCAAGCGGAGCUGGUGUCGCGACUCGAGAGCCUCUUCUUCUCGCGGCUGCUGCGCAGUGCCCCCACCAACCUGAUUCAACUGUGUAAACGGAGUGCUCUUCUGCGCACUUCCCGGGACAAACUACAGUUUACAAUCCGGCCCAACGACCCCCGCGACAAUCAGCUACCUGAGGACAUCAAGUUAAACGUCUAUAAACUGGUGGCCGAACGGCGCGACAGGAACCAAAGUCUCCGACGGCGCCAGUUCGAGAACAACUACAACUUUUUCAGCAGGAGCUUGCAGCGUCAGCAGGACCCGCUACAGAGGGAUUCCCUCCAGCCAGAACCUGCCGUGAAGACCCCGAAAAAGACGCCGCAGAAUAUCUUCCACAUGCACGAGCUUCUGCGUCCCCGAUCCGCCACGAAUGUGCCUCAACAGUUGCGCCAGGAGCAGGAGGGAACGGUCCAGCUAAAGAACCAGGCGAAUGUCCUAAGCGCCAUGCAAGCCGAGGUGCAGGCCAUCAAGACGGAGUUGGGUGAACUGAUGGCCAAAUUUGAGCGCUUUUCGGAGAACGCAACUCGCAAGCUAAACUACAGUGCCGACGAAUUGUGCCGCAUGCGACAACAGGGUCAGUCGGUGGCCUCAAGUCAUAACCGUCACCAUCGCUAAAUCCUGUUCCGAGUUAGUUUUAUUCCUAUUAACAAUUAAAACACAUAAUCAGAAAGGAAUCGCAAUCGAAUGCUGGAAUGUUUAGCGAGU
This is a messenger RNA of Drosophila subpulchrella, 3399 nucleotides long. It is a transcript of the gene pyx, whose product is annotated as transient receptor potential channel pyrexia. Lineage: Eukaryota; Metazoa; Arthropoda; Insecta; Diptera; Drosophilidae. The record is from RefSeq and is a predicted model, not a curated record. Bases 439 to 3309 code for a protein of 956 amino acids. Gene Ontology annotation, biological process: transmembrane transport; monoatomic ion transport. The transcript is spliced from 8 exons. Gene Ontology annotation, molecular function: monoatomic ion channel activity; protein binding. Gene Ontology annotation, cellular component: cytoplasm; membrane.